AUGUCUACCAUGCCUGCCUCGCACGGCCACAGCGAAGCCUGCUGCAAUGUGCCACCCGUCGUGACGAAGGGAUAUAAGAACAAGGGAACAUAUGAGGAGAUUGGAGGAUACAGGUCUUACGUAACUGGCCCUGCCGAUGCCACGAAAGCAAUCGUCGUCACCUACGACAUCUUUGGCUACUUUGAGCAGACACUCCAGGGCGCCGAUAUCCUAGCCUACAGCGACGACAAGCAAAAGUACAAGGUCUACAUGCCCGACUGGUUCCACGGCAAACCUUUUCCCAUCUCGAGCUUCCCCCCCGAUAACGAGGAGAAGCAAAAGGCUCUCGGCAAAUUCUUUGAGACGUACCCACCUCCCAAGGUCGCCGGCCAGAUCCCCCCGUAUGUUGAUGCCAUCAAGGCCAAGGACUCUUCCAUCACUAGCUUUGGUAUUGUCGGUUACUGUUGGGGCGGAAAAGUCAUCUCCCUAGUCGUCAAGGCCGACUCGAACCCCUUCUCCAUCGCCGCAGCCGCCCACCCCGCCAUGGUCGACCCCGCCGACGCAGAGGGCAUCAAGGUCCCCUUCGCCCUGCUCGCCUCCAAGGACGAGCCGAUCGAGGACGUCGACAAGUUCGAGGCCGCCCUCAAGGUGCCCAAGCACGUCGAGACCUUUCCCGACCAGAUCCACGGCUGGAUGGCUGCCCGGUCCAACCUGGAGGAUCCGAGGGUCAAGGCCGAGUACGAGCGUGGAUACAAGGUCCUCGUCGAAUUUUUCGGCAACCACUUUUGA
Messenger RNA from Geosmithia morbida, 768 nucleotides. Its product is annotated as Dienelactone hydrolase. The record is from RefSeq and is a predicted model, not a curated record. The transcript is spliced from 4 exons. Gene Ontology annotation, molecular function: hydrolase activity. Lineage: Eukaryota; Fungi; Ascomycota; Sordariomycetes; Hypocreales; Bionectriaceae. The coding region runs from base 1 to 768 and encodes 255 amino acids.